AUGAAACAGACAGUAUCCCAGGGUCUGUCGGGAAGUCUGUCUUUCAAUGAGCAAGGCUUUCGAAAAGAUUUCAAUCUGGGAGUAUACUCUAUGGCACUCGACCUCGGUCUGCAGAAGAUUGGCACCUGGUCCCCGGCCACCAAGUUUGUCAGCGUCCAUGCCAGGCCGGCUGCACAAGGUCAUGGCCUAGAUGAUUAUGAGCCCAGGGAUGUCAAUAGCUCCAUGCUUACAAUCACUUCGAUACUGACGGCUCCAUUCUUGAUGAGAAAGGCGCCCAAAUCUGGGGAGCCUCCACUGAUGGGAAAAAACAAAUAUGAGGGCUACUCAAUGGACCUGGCCACAGAGCUGGCCCAGGAGGUUGGUUUCGAUUUCGACAUCCAACUGGUCAAGGACGGCAACUUUGGCAGCCGGGAUCCCAUCAACAACACCUGGAACGGGAUCAUGGGGGAGCUCAUUUCUGGGGAAGCAGACUUGGCAGUGGCCCCGUUGACUAUCACGGCGGAGCGGGAGAGGUACGUGGACUUCUCCAAACACUUCAUGGACCUGGGCGUCACCAUCAUGAUCAAGAAGCCGGCCAGCCAACGACCGGGAGUCUUCUCCUUCAUGGAGCCUCUCUCUGUUCACGUUUGGAUUUGCAUAAUUAUCGCCUACAUCACAGUAAGCGUGGGGCUGUUUUUAGUUUCCCCUAACUACCAUAAUGACUUUUCCAUCGUCAACUCCUUCUGGUUUUCCAUGGGAGCCUUGAUGUUCCAAGGAAGCGAUAAUUGUCCCAGGUCUGUCUCUGGCCGGAUAAUCGGCGGCGCCUGGUGGUUCUUUGUCUUAAUCAGCAUCUCCUCGUACACGGCCAACCUGGCAGCCUUCCUGACAGUGGAGAGGAUGGUGACGCCCAUCGACUCGGCAGAUGACUUGGUCAACCACCCCACCAUCAAAUAUGGCGCUCUCAAAUCUGGCUCCACGCUACAGUUCUUCACCCACUCUGAGGUCCCUGUCUACAGACAGAUGGGGAAAUACAUGAAGAGCCACCCGGAGGUUCUGGUUGAGACCAACGAGGAAGGCAUCGAGAGAGUGCUUCAGUCAAAAGGGAGGUACGCGUUUUUGGCAGAAUCGCCACUUGUUGAUUACCGGAACAACCGUCUGCCCUGUGAUACCAUGAGCGUUGGGGGCAAUUUGAAUAACAAAGGAUUCGGAAUUGCUACUCCGAGAAACUCCAGAUUAAGGGACCCUGUGAACGUGGCCGUGCUGAAGCUGAAGGAAGAAGGCACUUUAUACACGCUCUACCAGAAAUGGUGGGUGGAGAAAGGACAAUGUGGAGCUAUGCAAGGCAACAAGGCAAGAUGUCGCUGUCACUCAGUAACCUGGCCGGUGUGUUCUACAUUCUCAUUGUGGGUCUGGUGUUGUCUAUUCUUCUUGGCGUAG
This is a messenger RNA of Candidula unifasciata, 1416 nucleotides long. Lineage: Eukaryota; Metazoa; Mollusca; Gastropoda; Stylommatophora; Geomitridae. The record is from the annotation of a GenBank genome assembly.